AUGGGCAACAAGCAAACGGUCUUCACUGAUGAGCAGCUGGAAGCCUACCAGGAUUGUACCUUCUUCACGAGGAAGGAGAUCAUGAGGCUCUUCUAUCGCUACCAGGACCUGGCCCCCCAGCUUGUCCCUCUCGACUAUACCAGCUAUCCAAAUGUGAAGGUGCCUUAUGAACUCAUUGGCAGCAUGCCCGAGCUGAAGGACAACCCCUUCCGCCAGAGGAUUGCCCAGGUGUUCUCUGAGGAUGGGGACGGACACAUGACAUUGGACAACUUCCUGGAUAUGUUCUCUGUGAUGAGCGAGAUGGCUCCCCGCGAUCUCAAAGCCUAUUAUGCUUUUAAGAUUUAUGACUUCAACAAUGAUGACUACAUCUGUGCAUGGGACCUGGAGCAGACGGUGACCAGACUGACGCGGGGGGAGCUCAGCGCUGAGGAGGUGAGCCUGGUGUGUGAAAAGGUGCUGGACGAGGCGGACGGAGACCAUGAUGGACGCCUGUCCCUGGAAGACUUCCAGAACAUGAUCCUGCGGGCACCCGACUUUCUCAGCACCUUCCAUAUCCGCAUCUGA
Messenger RNA from Chrysochloris asiatica (Cape golden mole), 564 nucleotides. It is a transcript of the gene CIB3, whose product is annotated as calcium and integrin binding family member 3. The record is from RefSeq and is a predicted model, not a curated record. Gene Ontology annotation, molecular function: calcium ion binding. Lineage: Eukaryota; Metazoa; Chordata; Mammalia; Afrosoricida; Chrysochloridae. Bases 1 to 564 code for a protein of 187 amino acids. The transcript has 6 exons.